Messenger RNA from Lactuca sativa (garden lettuce), 1870 nucleotides. RefSeq lists its product as uncharacterized. The record is from RefSeq and is a predicted model, not a curated record. NCBI's taxonomy places the organism in Eukaryota, Viridiplantae, Streptophyta, Magnoliopsida, Asterales, Asteraceae.
AGAUCAUACUUCAUAACUUCAUACAGCAAAACACCAGCUCGCUCUCGCUCUCGCUCUCUCGCUCUCUCUCUUACCUAAAAACUCCCAAACACAAAAAUCAUCAAAUUUUCUUAGAACCAGCUGAUCGUCGUCCGAAUCCUAAUUCAACAAUCAGUCGAUAUCCUUUCUUUCAAUCGCCAUCUUCUUCUACCUCUCGAUCCGUUGCCAUUGUCAAAUUAUCGAAAACCCUAAUCAUUUUCUUUAAUAUUUCGCAAAAAAAAAAAAAACAAUCAAUCAUCGUCGAUUUGGGGGAGGAGGAAAAAAAGAGACCAUCAAUCUUUAUUAUUCCAGAUUAUAAUCAAUUUUAAUCGAUUUUUGAUCUGGGUUUCCGAUUCUAAUUUUGUCGUAUCGGAGUUUUGUUAUUGGUGUUCUUGUGAAAAAUCUUAUUUUUCCUCAUAUCCCCAAGCGUAAAACGCAAUCUUUUGAUUUUAUUCGGAACUUUAGUUUGCGGUUUAGUUUAAUCGAAUUAGAUUUUCAUUUUAUUGAUCCCCAUUGCAAAUCUUGUUUUUGCAUAAACUAAAUAAUCUUUGCCAAAUUAUAGGUUUGUGCAUAGGUGUAUACUGCGAUUUGCAUAUAGAAGUUUGUUUUCGUAUAAAAAGAACACAAAGCAAAACCCUGGGUCUUUUCGAGAACUUCGAAAAUAUUUGGAGUGCAUUUCAUAUCGAGUUUCUGAAGAAAGAUGGUCGGUGGUGGAAACAGAAAGGAUGAUCCGAUAGCAAUUAACAGCACGAACGUUUUUGCUGCUCUUGGAAGUCUAAAGAAGAAGAAGAAGUCUGAUAAAGAGCAGGGUUCUUCGAAGAAGGGAAGUAGUUCAAAGAAGAAGCAGGAUAAGGAGAGCAAAGCGGAGAAGGAGCAGGUUUUCUGGGCUCCGGCGCCGUUAACGGUGAAAUCAUGGGCGGAUGUGGACGAUGAAGAUGAUGAUGAUUACUAUGCAACCACAGCUCCGCCUCCUGUUUGGGGCGCCGGUGCUGGAAUGCAACAAGACAAGGUUAAAGGAAAUGAGACUCCAGUUGAGGAAAGUGAAAGUGAAGAUGAAGGUGUUGAUGAAAUUGAUGAUGAGAAUGAUGAAGAAAACGAUCAUGAAGCAGAAAAAGAAAAAGAAAAAGAAAAAGAAGGUGUUGCUGAAAAAGAGGUUAUUGUGCCUAAAGACAAUGACAGACAACUCUCGAAGAAGGAAAUAAAGAAGAAAGAACUUGCUGAACUUGAAGCAGUUCUUGCAGAAUUAGGCUUAUCUGAAACCACAUCCCAAGAAGAUCCCCAUAGUGGGACCCAAGAGAAGCAAAAUGGAGAAGAGGAGAAGAAAGACAAAAACGCCCCUAGUGGCGAGAGCAAAAGUUCCAAAAAGAAGAAGAAGAAAGACAAGUCUUCUAAAGAGACCAAAGACUCCAAUUCUGUGGCAUCAGAAGAGAAGGUGGAAGGCUUAUCUGGAGUUGAUGUGAAAGAGAAGUUGAAGAAGGUGGCUGCUGCUAAAAAGAAGAAAUCUUCUAACAAGGAAAUGGAUGCUGCCGCUAGAGCUGCCGCCAGUGAGGCGGCGGCAAGGACUGCCAGGCUGGCGGCUGCUAAGAAGAAGGAGAAGAACCACUAUAACCAGCAGCCUGUGAGGUAAGUGUGGUGUCAUAUGAUAUGCUUUUAAGUCAGAGCAUGGAUCGUUAAUAAACCUUUUGUUCUUUUUUUUUUACAUAGCGAUAUUUUUGGUUUUUGAAUUUGGAAAUUACUAGAGAUUUUAGGGAUUUUAUCAGACUUUUGUUUUAAAGAUUUAUUCCUUGUGUAGAGAGAGUAGAAACACCUAUGGAUGUUCAUGUUGCUAAAUCUUGAUUUUUUGGUUCGUGGA